Messenger RNA from Entelurus aequoreus (snake pipefish), 5295 nucleotides. It is a transcript of the gene mgat4a, whose product is annotated as alpha-1,3-mannosyl-glycoprotein 4-beta-N-acetylglucosaminyltransferase A. The record is from RefSeq and is a predicted model, not a curated record. Gene Ontology annotation, molecular function: acetylglucosaminyltransferase activity. The coding region runs from base 1692 to 3296 and encodes 534 amino acids. Lineage: Eukaryota; Metazoa; Chordata; Actinopteri; Syngnathiformes; Syngnathidae. Gene Ontology annotation, cellular component: Golgi stack; endoplasmic reticulum; endoplasmic reticulum-Golgi intermediate compartment. Gene Ontology annotation, biological process: protein N-linked glycosylation. The transcript is spliced from 16 exons.
UUCCCCAAUUUUAAUUGGAAAAAAGUCAACACAUUGUGAGAAAAAGACUGCUUUUAGUAAAAACAAAUUGGUUUUUAAUCUUCAUUAUUUACUUUGUUAUUACAGUAUGUCUCUAUACACAGUACAUCUUUUUUUUCAUUUUUUAAAUUAAUUUUGGCCCAACGGGGUGCAUUUCAAUGUCAUAAAAAUGGGACCCAUUACCUCCCUGCUUGGCACUCAGCAUCAAGGGUUGGAAUUGGGGGUUAAAUCAACAAAAAUGAUUCCCGGGCGCGGCACCGCUGCUGCCCACUGCUGCCCACUGCUGCCCACUGCUGCCCACUGCUCCCCUCACCUCCCAGGGGGUGAACAAGGGGAUGGGUCAAAUGCAGAGGACACAUUUCACCACACCUAGUGUGUGUGUGACAAUCAUUGGUACUUUAAACUUAAACUUAAACUUUACCCACACUUGUUAUUUCAUAUGUUGACCAGAGGGGGAGCACUUUUAAAACCGACAUGCAGCCAAUUUGAAAAAUCCCUCCUUUUUGGGACCACCCUAAUUUUGAUAGAUGUCACCACCAGGGGCGCAAAUGAGACAUUCUCCAUUAGAUGCAAUGGUUUUCCUUAUUGGGACCAACUAACUUGUUCAUCGGUCCUUGUAUGGAAGUGUACAGCUCCACUAAUGGACAUUGGAGUGUUACUUUCAAAGGCAAAAUUAAAGUAUUGCUAGAAACAUAAUUUUAUAUGGGACUUUAUUGUAUUAUAUGUAUACUACAUGUUCCAAAAAGAAAAAAGCAUAAAACACAGUAUAUUUAAAUAUACUAAAUUUAAAAAAGGGAAUCAAUAUUCAAAAUAAUCUAGUUUGGUUACGCCAUCAUGAGCGCAACACAAGGUUGUUAAAGAUUCAACUACAAUUCUAAAAAUAAGAUGUCAAAAGUAAACUGAAAUCAAAUACACACAGCUUAACGAUUGAUCAAUACCUAUUUAUGAUGAUUUAUCAAAAUAUAAAAGAAAUAUACCUGAACAGAACGCUCAUGAUGGUUACACCAAAAAGUAACGCUAUGAAUUGCGUUUUUCCAAGUUUUUGGGGCAUUUUUCUAAGCAUCUCCUUUUUAUUAUUGUUGAUUUUAAAUGGUCAAACUAAUGCAUUAUAUGCAUGCCCUAGUAAAAAAACAAAAAAAGUCAUAUUCAUUUAAAUUGUUACAUUUUGAAGUACAUUUGUGCAGGUGGGUGCGAAUGUACCCAUUACCAGAGCUGUACACGGAAGGUACUUUUCCUUGUUGAUGUCUCAAGAAGGGUAGAAAUACAAGAACGCACGCACACACGCGCACACACACACACACACACACACGCACACACACACACACACACACACACACAAACACACACACACACACACAGCUGCAAUGCUUCCUGCAUUUGUCUCGUAGAUCAUCGGAGCCUCCAUGGAAGAAAUGCACCUCCCCGGCAGCUAACACUCUUAGCCCGCCAUGUAAACAAAGCCCUCCCCCUUCGAAGAUCGUUGACUCGUAACGCAGACGAGGGUUCGGGAGGAGCCAGCCGCGACGCUCUUGCGCCCGAGUCCGAAGUGGGGGGCACACAUUCGGGGCGGGGGAGCUUUCAGAGCCAUCGACGCCCCGCCUGGCCGAGCCUCCGCACGUCUCGAAGGCAACGGAGGACCCGCCGCGACACAAGCGAGGCUUCGCUGAAAUGAGAUGAGGCUCAGAAAUGGAACUGUGGCCACUGCGAUUAUCUUCUUCACGUCCUUCCUCAGCUUGUCUUGGUACACAGCCUGGCAGAAUGGCAAAGAGAAACUAACAGCAUACCAGCGGGAGUUUCAUGCCUUGAAAGAGCGCCUUCGUGUGGCCGAGCACAGGACGCUGCAGCGCUCGUCGGAGCUCAACAGCAUUCUCGAGCAGUUCAAGCGGGCAAUCGCCGAAACCAACAGCAGCAAAGAUGCCAUCACAUCCUUCUCAGAUGAGACACAGAGACUCUUGAAGGAGCUGGCAAGUAGAAAACCUCUCCAAGUGCCAAACAUCUACCACCACCUGCCUCACCUGCUCAACAAUGAGGGCAGCCUGCACCCCGCCGUUGAAGUCGGCCUCGGACGCACCGGAGUUACCAUAGUGAUGGGGAUCCCCACGGUGAAGCGCAAGGUGAAGUCAUAUCUAUCCGAGACGCUGCGUUCGCUCAUAGACAAGCUGUCGCCGGAGGAGAAACUCGAGUGUGUGAUUAUUGUCUUCGUCGGGGAGACGGACCUGGACUACGUGCAAAGUGUGGUUGCUGGCCUGCAGAAAGAGUUCUCAACAGAGCUGAAUUCAGGCUUGCUCGAGGUCAUCUCACCUCCUGCCACAUUUUACCCGGACCUCACGAGCCUCAAAGAGACUUUCGGAGACUCCAAAGAGAGGGUCAGAUGGCGAACCAAACAGAACCUGGACUAUUCCUUCCUCAUGAUGUAUGCCGUGAGCAAAGGGGUUUAUUAUGUUCAGUUGGAAGAUGACAUCGUUGCCAAGCCCAACUACUUUGCCACCAUGAAGAACUUUGCCCUACAGCUCUCAUCAGAAGACUGGAUGGUCCUGGAGUUCUCUCAGCUGGGAUUCAUCGGAAAGAUGUUCCAGGCACCAGACCUGAAUCUUAUUGUCGAGUUCAUCUUCAUGUUCUAUAAGGAGAAGCCCAUCGACUGGCUGCUGGACCACAUUCUCUGGGUUAAAGUCUGCAAUCCCGAGAAAGAUGCGAAACACUGCGAGCGACAGAAGUCGAGCCUCCGCGUGCGCUUCAGGCCCUCUUUGUUUCAACACGUUGGCCUCCAUUCUUCUCUGGCUGGAAAGAUCCAGAAGCUCACAGACAAAGAUUUCCUGAAGCCGCUUCUCCACAAGAUGCACGUCAAUCCCCCUGCUGAGGUGUCCACCUCCAUGAAGGUGUAUCAGGGUCACACACUAGAGAAGACAUACCUCGGGGAGGAUUUCUUCUGGGCUGUCACUCCCAAGGCGGGAGACUACAUCCUCUUAAAAUUCGAUAGACCUGUCAGCAUAGAAAGGUUCCUGUUUCGUAGCGGUAACCCGGAGCACCCGGGGGACAAGAUGCAAAACACCACAGUGGAAAUACUGCCCGUCUCCGAGACCGGAUUGAUGCAGACCAAAGAGAAGUACAAGAGAACCGAAGACCGCUUUUACAGGAUAGGUCAUUUUGAGAAGGGCGUGGCCGAGGGCGCCGUAGACCCCUCCUUCAACCCCAUCCUGGCCUUGCGACUGUCUGUGGUGAAAAACUCUGCAGUGUGGACCAUCAUCAGUGAAAUUCAUAUAAAGAGGAUAGCAGGCUGACUUGAACCAAAACCUCGGAGAGACUGCUCACGUUAGAGCCUCAGGCAGCAAUGAAGAAACCCCCUUAGAGCUGCUGGUUUGAAGAACAUCCAUACUUUUUGUUUCUCGUUGGUCACUCUUUUCUUUCUGCGUCCGUCUUACCUCUUGUAGUGAGAAUGUGAAUACUACUGUCUACAAAGGCAAGAAAACUUGGGCCGUGCGACUAAAUCACCCAACUAGCAGCUUUGGAAAACAAUCAUCUUGGAUUUAAUGAGGACAAAUCAUGACACCAGUCAGCUGACCACUCUUCAUGCUGCCAAAUCCGUCCUUGGUCAACUCAAUGCUGCCACCCUUGGGCAAGCUGGGGCAUUGCACUGUCACUAGUGCCACCAGCUGAACCCGCCAUCACCGAGAAUGUUCAGUCUCGCCAUUUCCCCCUGGGUUUUAAAUGUAAAAAGAUGCAGUUUUAAGAUCGACACCAGCCCAAACUGACACCUACUCCAUUACCUUUCGAAGAAAUCUCAGCUAUCCCCCCUGAGAAAAUGAUAUAUCUCAGCGCCGGUCUGACAACGCUUUGUGCAUAGAAAAAAAACAACAAUCAAUUUUGAGAAGGAAUAUAUUGAUGUGACGACUUAUGAAGGUGACUUUAAUUUAUUUAAAAUAAAUCUUUUUAAUUUGUACAAGAAGUAAAUAUAUUUUUAAUCUAGCAAGAGAUGUUUAUAGUAGUGCAGCAUUUUGUUUUUAUUGUGCAUUUUCAUGAUUAUUGGGGCUGUCAUCAACGUGGCCCCUUUUCUUUUUACUACAUUAUUAUUAUCCACAAAACGCUGAAUGAUAGGAGGGGCGGCAAAUAGACUUUUAUUUAAAAGAUUUGUGCGUCAAGUGUGGAGAAAUGUGCCUUAUAUCAGGUCCCCUUAUUGUGUUUCUUCUACUUCAAUCACACUUGCCAAGGCCUCACCAGCUGGAUAUUUUAUUAUUAUUAUUUUUAUUAUGAAAAUAGCAAAGAGUUCAAUCAGUGUUCAGAUGUGUUUACAAAUGUGAACGUGAUACAACAUUACAUCUUAAACUGUUAGCUUCACACUGCUUAUUGUUACAUCGCCAUCUUUACAUGGUAUCAAGGAGUGUAAAGACCACACUGAAAAGAAAACAUUACUUCAGGAAUCAUGGAGAAAAAGUCCACAUGUUUUCUACAAUAAAGUAGUAAUCUUGCAUUUUAAAAAAUGGAAUACAUCUGAGAAUCUAGUGGGUGGGAAACAAGUAUUUUUUUCCAAAAUCAAAGAUGUGUUUUUUAGAAUACAUACAAUUUUUUGUGAGAACAAGGUUAUAUUUUUCUAAAAAAUAAGUUGUAACAUUACUAAAAAAUAAGUCAUAAUUUUCAUGACCAAAAUAAAGUUGCAAUGUUAUGACAAUAAAAGUAGCCAUAACACAACAAAAAAGAAAAAUAUUUUUUGGGAUCAAAGUUCUAUUUUACAACAAACAAGUCAUAAUCUUGCUAGAAUAAAGUUGGAAUUUUCAAGAGAAAAAAAUAGUUGUGUAAAGAAAGUGUUACUACUUCAAAAAAAAUCAUAGGUUUCUGAGAAAACUUUUUAAAAAAUAUGAUUUUUUUAAUAUAUUUUUUUAUUCUAAGUUUUAUUUUUCCGAGAAAUUAAGUCUAAACUUUCAUGAGAAAAAUUAAGUUCUGAGAAAAAAAGUGUUAAUAUUACAAAAAAAUCCAUAGGUUUUCCCAGCUAAAUAAAUACGGGUUUUUUUCUGUAAAAAAAAAGAAAAAGCUGCUUUUUUUAUUUAUUUUACAAUAAAUGCAUCCCAUUUUACUAGAAUAAAGUUGUCAUUUUAACCAUAAAACUGUUGUAAUGUUAUCAAACUAAAGUGGUAAUUGUGCCAAAUUUUUCAAAGUCAAUUAAUAUAUAUAUAUAUAAAAUUGUAUUACAUCCGGAGAUGCUUCCCUCUUCAUUCACCUUAGGUGAAUGGAGCCUUGGCAUAUCAAUAUAUAUAUAUAUAUAUAUUGAUAUGCCUAUGUAUAUGU